GAAAGCUUGUCUCUCUCUCCUGCUCCAGUAACUGGAGGCACAGGUUCCUUCUUCUUUGGCCUCAGUUCCAUUCUCAGAAAGAUACGGGCUGCGUUCCAUUGCUACAACCAUGGCACCCAAAAAGAACAAGACGACCAAGAAGAGUAAAGGAGACAUAAAUGACAUUAUGGUGGAAAACAGUCCCAUUAACAAGUUUAAUGGACUAAAUGCUCUGAUUGAGGGGGGAAAUGGCUUCAGCUGCAUCUCAACUGAAGUUACAGAUUCUGUGUACGCACCAAAUCUUCUGGAGGGUUUGAGCAACAUGCGACAAGAAAGCUUCCUCUGUGACCUCACUGUCACCACCAAAUCAACAACAUUUGAUGUCCACAAGGUUGUCAUGGCCUCUUGCAGUGAGUACAUUAGAAAUAUCUUGAAGAAGGAUUCGAGCCUUCAGAAGAUAGACCUGAAUGAUCUUUCACCAGUUGGUCUGGCAACUGCAAUUACAUAUGCCUACUCAGGAAAGCUUACCUUAUCCCUGUACAGUAUUGGCAGCACGAUUGCUGCAGCCAAGUUGCUUCAGAUCAACACCCUGGUAAAAAUGUGUAGUGAUUUCCUCAUGCAGGAACUCAGUGUAGAGAACUGCAUGUAUGUGGCCAAUAUUGCUGAUGCCUAUGACCUUAAAGAAACCAAGGAAGCAGCUCAAAAGUUCAUGCGGGAGAACUUCAUUGAGUUUUCUGAAAUGGAGCAGUUCCUGAAGCUAACAUAUGAGCAGAUCAGUGAAUUUCUCUCUGAUGAUUCCUUGCAGCUGCCCUCUGAAAUCACAGCCUUCCAGAUUGCCAUGAAAUGGUUGGAUUUUGACGAGAAAAGGCUAAAGUACGCAGCAGAUCUCCUAACUCUCAUCCGCUUUGGAACAAUCUCUGCUCAAGACCUUGUGAAUCAUGUCCAGAGUGUUCCUAGGAUGAUGCAAGACCCUGAGUGCCACCGGUUACUUGUUGAUGCCAUGAAUUACCAUCUCCUCCCGUAUCAGCAGAACAUCCUCCAGUCACGUAGAACAAAGGUACGCGGUGGCCUCAAGGUGAUUCUCACAGUUGGAGGGCGUCCUGCUUUGACAGAGAAAUCUCUCAGCAAAGAUGUGCUCUACAGAGAUGAAGAUAAAGUUUGGAAUAAGUUGACGGAAAUGCCAGCAAAGAGUUUUAAUCAGUGUGUGGCAGUACUUGAUGGCUUCCUGUACAUAGCAGGUGGUGAGGACCAGAAUGAUGCAAGGAACCAGGCAAAACAUGCUGUUAGCAACUUCUGCAGGUAUGACUCCCGCUUUAACACCUGGAUUCACUUGAACAACAUGCUCCAAAGACGCACCCACUUCAGCCUCAACACCUUCAAUGGCCUCCUGUUUGCUAUUGGCGGUCGAAAUGCUGACGGUGUCCAGGCCUCUAUGGAGUGCUAUGUACCCUCCUCUAAUCAGUGGCAGAUGAAAGCUGCCAUGGAGGUGCCGCGCUGCUGUCAUGCCAGCUCUGUUAUUGAUGGUAAAAUCCUAGUAUCAGGAGGCUAUAUCAACAAUGCCUACUCCAGGGCUGUGUGCGCCUAUGACCCCUCCACCGACACCUGGCAGGACAAAAACAGUCUGAGCACUCCCAGAGGGUGGCACUGUGCUGCUUCUAUUGGAGAUCGAGCCUACGUUAUUGGCGGCAGCCAGCUUGGAGGGCGAGGAGAGAGAGUUGACGUCCUCGUUGUUGAAUCUUACAACCCACACAGCAGCCAGUGGAGCUACUGCGCACCCCUUCAUACAGGGGUUAGCACCGCUGGCAUUUCCAUUUUGAACAACAAGAUCUAUCUCCUGGGGGGCUGGAAUGAGGGCGAGAAGAAGUACAAGAAGUGCAUCCAGGUUUACAACCCUGAUCUCAAUGAAUGGACUGAAGAUGACGAGUUGCCUGAAGCUACAGUUGGCAUUUCAUGCUGUGUCGUCACUAUACCUACAAGGAAAACACGAGAAUCCAGAGCCAGUUCAGUUUCAUCUGCGCCAGUCAGUAUAUAGGGGUUUAGAGCUCAACAAUGAUAUAGUUCAGCAGAUCAGAUCUCCAUUUUGUCUGUUGCAUUCUUGGUACCAAAUGGACAUCAUGUUUCUUUAUUUAACUAAAGAUGAGCAAAAUUGCAAGAUUUGCCACGUUUAGAAACUAUUUUAUUACUGCUACACAUUGCUUUUUUGAUGCAAAAAAAUAUUUCAAAAUUAUACAAAACAUAGUAUUACAUAACAAAUUUUUAAAGGGGCCAAUUCAACUGGAAUAUUUUUACUUCAGCCGUUACAGUUAAACUAAGGCAAAUUUACUCUAAAAACAUGAUACGUUGAAAGAAACAUAAGAACAAUGUUGAUCAAGGUUAUAAUGCAAUUUGCUACUAUGAUCUUCUCAUACUGUACUUGAAUAGAAUAAGAAGAUGCAGAUGGAAUGAGUGUGAUGACACCUACCAGGAGUAGGUGCCUGUGAUCAGUGCUUCAGCGUAUUCAGUUACUCCACAGCACCUCAGUUGCAGCAUACAGUACACCUAUGCUGUAUGCAUUUUAUGUUUUAAUCACUGCUGGCAUAAUUCAAACAGGUUCUGUGCUGAAAGUAGGUGACUGGGUUCAUGAAUGGGUUCCGAUGGGAAUUAUUUCUUUUAAAAAAUACAAAGAAAAAUCCAAGACAGCAACAAAGUUCAGAGCCUGAGCUUGUCCUGAAGGUCAUAAAUUUUCUGACUGCUCAUGUCUUUGUGUUUUAUGUUUGUUUUUAAAUUAAAGUGACAACUUGUUA
Molecule: messenger RNA, 2762 nt
Organism: Xiphophorus maculatus (southern platyfish)
Lineage: Eukaryota; Metazoa; Chordata; Actinopteri; Cyprinodontiformes; Poeciliidae
Gene: klhl31
Product: kelch like family member 31
Exons: 3
Coding region: 110-2011 (633 amino acids)
Biological process (GO): negative regulation of protein phosphorylation
Cellular component (GO): nucleus; cytoplasm
Molecular function (GO): protein binding
Source: RefSeq, a predicted model, not a curated record